Messenger RNA from Cetraspora pellucida, 396 nucleotides. Lineage: Eukaryota; Fungi; Glomeromycota; Glomeromycetes; Diversisporales; Gigasporaceae. The record is from the annotation of a GenBank genome assembly.
AUGUCACGCGUUAACAAACCUCCAAUCUCUAUCUCCCGUCUUUUAUGUAAUGUAAAGGAUAAACCUGAUAAGAUCGCAGUGGUUGUUGGCACGGUUACAGAUGAUAAUCGGGUGUUAGAAAUCCCUAAAAUUACUGUUGCAGCACUUCGUGUCACAAAGUCAGCCAAGGCUAGGAUUUUAAAGGCUGGUGGCGAAGUUCUUACCUUAGACCAAUUGGCUUUGCGUGCUCCUACCGGUUCAAACACAGUUUUGCUUAGAGGCCCUAAGAAUUCUCGAGAAGCCGUUAAGCACUUUGGCAUGGGACCUCAUAAAAAUGCCAAACCUUAUGUUCGAUCCAAAGGUAGAAAAUUCGAAAAAGCUCGUGGUCGUCGAGCUUCUCGUGGUUAUAAGGUGUAA